Myotis davidii is the source of this 1897-nucleotide messenger RNA. RefSeq names its product mucolipin 3 (gene MCOLN3). The coding region runs from base 6 to 1535 and encodes 509 amino acids. The transcript has 12 exons. Gene Ontology annotation, cellular component: lysosomal membrane; plasma membrane. Gene Ontology annotation, molecular function: NAADP-sensitive calcium-release channel activity. The record is from RefSeq and is a predicted model, not a curated record. NCBI's taxonomy places the organism in Eukaryota, Metazoa, Chordata, Mammalia, Chiroptera, Vespertilionidae.
UAGAGAUGGCAAAUCCUGAGGUCGUUACAAAUAGCUGUAGCUCUCAGCAGGAGGAAAAUGGCUGCACGUUUAACCAGAAUACAUCUCCCUCUGAGGAGCUUCUAUUAGAAGACCAGAUGAGGCGAAAACUCAAAUUUUUUUUCAUGAAUCCUUGUGAGAAAUUCUGGGCUCGAGGCAGAAAACCAUGGAAACUUGUCAUACAAAUUAUAAAACUUGCAAUGGUGACUAUCCAGCUGGUCUUUUUUGGGCUAAGUAACCAGAUGGUGGUAGCUUUCAAGGAAGAUAACACUAUAGCAUUCAAACACCUCUUCCUAAAAGGAUAUGUGGACAAAGCAGACGACACCUAUGCAGUUUACACACAGAGUGAUGUAUACAGUCAGAUCAUCUUUGCAGUGAACCAGUACUUGCAGCUACGCAACAUCUCAGUCGGGAACCACGCUUACGAGGAUCAGGGCGCGGAGCAGUCCGGUAUGGCAAUCUGCCAGUACUUCUACAAGCAAGGAAACAUCUGUCCUGGAAACGAUACCUUUGACAUUGAUCCCCAAAUUGAAACUGAAUGUUUCUCCGUGGAGCCAGAUGAAUCUUUUUACAUUGGAACACCAGAAGAAAAUAAACUCAACCUAACACUGGACUUUCACAGACUCCUAACAGUGGAACUGAUGUUUAAACUGAAGGCCAUUAAUCUGCAGACUAUUCGUCAUCACGAGCUCCCUGACUGUUACGACUUCACUCUGACUAUCACAUUUGACAAUAAAGCCCACAGUGGAAGAAUUAAGAUAAGUUUAGAUAAUGACAUUUCCAUCAGAGAAUGUAAAGACUGGCAUGUUUCUGGAUCAGUUCAGAGAAACACUCAUUACAUGAUGAUCUUUGAUGGCUUUGUUAUCCUGAUGUGCUUGACUUCAUUAAUCCUGUGCUUUCGAUCUGUGAUUAAAGGAAUUCAGCUGCAACAGGAAUUUGUCAAUUUUUUCCUCCUCCAUUAUAAGAAGGAGGUUUCCGUUUCUGAUCGAAUGGAAUUUGUCAAUGGAUGGUACAUUUUGAUUAUUAUUAGUGACUUAUUGACAAUCAUUGGAUCAAUUCUGAAAAUGGAAAUCCAAGCCAAGAGUCUAACAAGUUAUGACGUCUGCAGCAUACUUCUCGGGACCUCCACCUUGCUUGUGUGGCUGGGCGUCAUCCGAUACCUCAGUUUCUUCCACAAGUACAAUUUCCGUUCUCUGAACUUGGUCUCCGAGUGCCUUUUUUCUCUGAUAAAUGGAGAUGACAUGUUUGUGACAAUGCACCAAAAAAGUUACUUGGUCUGGCUAUUUAGCAGACUUUACCUCUACACGUUCAUCAGCCUCUUUGUAUAUAUGAUUUUAAGUCUUUUCAUUGCACUGAUCACUGAUACAUAUGAAACAAUCAAGCAUUACCAACAGGAUGGCUUCCCAGAGACCAGACUUCGGACAUUUAUAGCAGAGUGCAAAGAUCUACCCAACUCUGGAAAGUACAGAUUAGACGACGAGCCUCCAGGAUCUAUAUUCUGCUGUUGUACAAAGUAGCUCUCAGGCUUAUCUGUGCUCUAGAGGAAAAUAUGGUGUGCAGCUGAGUUGGGAAACUAUGGAUAUUUUAAGAUCUGGUGGAGUAUGUUUGAAGACUAUCAUUUUGAACAAAUUGAUAGCUAUAAUUCAUUAAGAUGCAUUAGGUUUAUAAUUUAAAAGCAAUAAUUAUUGUCUUUUUAGCUUUAUGUUGAGUUUAUUUAAAAAAAGCACUACCUUUGAUUAGUGAAGCCAUUGGCUUCUUAUUCGUUCUUUAUUUUGCCAUAGCUAUAGAAGGUGUUUUCUAUGCCACUCUUUGUUGUUGUUGCUGUUCUUAAUCCUCAUCCGAGGGUAUUUUCUCCAUUGAUUUUUAGACAGAGUGGAAG